UGUACAGUUGAGCUGCACUGAACGUGAUUAUCUUGCAUAUUUUGGACGGGACACUAAUUCUGCAUAUCCGUGCGGAUUACAUACAUGCAUAAAGCCGUCCUGGAUUAUGUAAUAAUAAGGUUCGAAAUACCCGGUCUUCCCCUGAACGGAAAAGGUUGGUGCUUACAAUUUCGCGUCACCUAUUCCCUCCCGGCAUCCGGUGGCACAUUUUACACAGCUUGACAACGACCUCCUUCCAGAGCCAAGCAAGCUGCGAAAAUGGAUCUUCACGAGCUGCAAAGCCAGCUAGCGCUAUGGUUGGACGAGGCCUCGUAUAUCUUCCAGAAAGUACCUGGCUCCGCGGUCCUUAUCCGCUACGUGCGAUCCAGCUAUCAGAAUGACCCUGUCCGCUCGGCCAUCGAGUUGGUGCUUGUCAUCUUCUUCAUUCGAUACCUGCUCUCGCCGUCGUACUCCACCUCGAAACAAAACUUCAUCAAACUGCGCGAAGAUGAAAUCGACGAACUGGUCGACGAGUGGGUUCCCGAGCCCUUGGUCGCGCCCCAGACGGCGAUGGAGGAGCUAGAGGCCGAGAGACUGCCUGUUAUCGCCGGACCAACCGGACCCAAGACGAAACUAGUGAACGGCAGAACCGUCACAAACCUUGCGUCGUACAAUUUCUACAACUUCAACGCGAACGACGAGAUCAAGAAAAAGGCUAUCCAAACCCUGCGGACUUACGGCGUCGGGCCCUGCGGGCCGCCGCAGUUCUACGGCACACAAGACGUCCACAUGAAGACCGAGGCAGACAUCGCAUCGUACCUUGGGACUGAGGCCUGCAUCGUCUACGCGCAGGCAUUCUCCACCAUCUCGAGCGUCAUCCCGGCCUUCUGCAAGAGAGGCGACAUCAUCGUGGCAGACAAGGCCGUCAACUACUCGAUCCGCAAGGGGCUGGAGGGGUCGCGCAGCAACAUCAAGUGGUAUGAUCAUGGCGAUAUGGAGGACCUAGAGCGCAUAAUGCAGAGGGUGGUCCGUGAGCAGGGCAGGAAGAAGCUGACCCGGAGGUUCAUCGUGACCGAGGCUCUGUUCGAGACGACCGGCGACUCCAUCGAUCUUCCGAAGCUGAUCGAACUCAAGGAGAAAUACAAGUUCCGGAUGAUGCUGGAUGAGACGUGGUCCUUUGGCGUGCUCGGGCGGACCGGUCGUGGUCUUACCGAGGCUCAGAACGUCGAUGCGUCGCAGGUUGAUAUGAUUAUCGGCUCACUGGCCGGCCCGCUGUGUGCUGGAGGCGGGUUCUGUGCCGGCGCUACUGACGUGGUCGAGCACCAGCGCCUCAUGGCUGCCUCGUACACCUUCUCCGCCGCUCUGCCAGCUAUGAUGGCCGUCGUCGCCAGCGAGACGCUGAAUCUUCUGCAAUCGAACCCCGAGAUGUUGCUCCAGUGCCGCGAGAACAUCAAGUCGAUGAAGGCGCAGCUGGAUCCGCGAAGCGAUUGGGUCAUGUGCACAAGCGCGCCUGAGAAUCCCAUCAUAAUCUUGGUCCUGAAGCCCGAAAUUGUGAGGAGUCGGAGGCUCAGCAUCGAGGACCAGGAACGACUGUUGCAGGAGUCCGUGGACGAGGCCCUCGCAAACGGUGUCAUGAUCACCCGUCUAAAGCGGUCGCCGAUCGCAGAGAGCAUUGGUCCGAAAGACGGCUCGUGGGUGAUCCAGCCGGCAUUGAAAGUCUGCGUCACAUCCGGCUUGUCCAAGAAGGACAUCGAAAAGGCCGGCGUGACCAUCCGCCAUGCCAUCACCAAGGUGAUAACGCGAAAGGCAAACAGCAAGAAACUAACAUUGCCGCCCGUGGCGUGAAAGCGAACCACUUGGCGAUUAUAGCUGCCUUGGCAGCUGGUUUUGGACUUGAAGGUGUGGUGUUUUCCGCACCUGGCGUUGACGAAGGGCCUUAGAAAAUGGCACGGUGGUUCCCUGUACCAGUAUAGAUAAGACUUCCAGCAUUUUGGUGUGGGAUCAGGGCUUUAUACAUAGCCAUCUAUGUCGAUAACACAGUUAAUGCUUAAUACUUUUUUAAAUAAUCCGACUGAGUGGCUUGUCACUCGAUGGAGGGUGGAGGAGCGAGAAGCUGUCGCUGGCACCACCACUGGUGCAACUCUGUAUCACUUGCAUAUAUUUCUGAUGUCUCUGUAUACGUCAGCCAUUGCUUCAAUACUAGCGAGGCUUUUCGUUUUGUAGGAUAGACAAGGCGACGCUGUUCUGCAUACUCGCUCUGUCCAGGAUUAUCACUAUCUAGACCCGGGGUCUACUGUCCGUUCUCCGCCAUUUCUUGUGAUUAGCUUGACC
Phialemonium atrogriseum is the source of this 2310-nucleotide messenger RNA. Its product is annotated as putative serine palmitoyltransferase. The coding region runs from base 259 to 1824 and encodes 521 amino acids. Gene Ontology annotation, molecular function: serine C-palmitoyltransferase activity; pyridoxal phosphate binding. The record is from RefSeq and is a predicted model, not a curated record. Gene Ontology annotation, biological process: ceramide biosynthetic process; sphingosine biosynthetic process. Lineage: Eukaryota; Fungi; Ascomycota; Sordariomycetes; Cephalothecales; Cephalothecaceae. Gene Ontology annotation, cellular component: endoplasmic reticulum. The transcript has 5 exons.